This is a messenger RNA of Stegastes partitus (bicolor damselfish), 1152 nucleotides long. It is a transcript of the gene gata5, whose product is annotated as GATA binding protein 5. Gene Ontology annotation, molecular function: RNA polymerase II cis-regulatory region sequence-specific DNA binding; zinc ion binding; DNA-binding transcription factor activity, RNA polymerase II-specific. Gene Ontology annotation, biological process: cardiac muscle tissue development; positive regulation of transcription by RNA polymerase II; negative regulation of transcription by RNA polymerase II. Gene Ontology annotation, cellular component: nucleus. The transcript has 6 exons. Lineage: Eukaryota; Metazoa; Chordata; Actinopteri; Pomacentridae. Bases 1 to 1152 code for a protein of 383 amino acids. The record is from RefSeq and is a predicted model, not a curated record.
AUGUAUCAGAGUCUGGCCUUGUCCUCCAACCAGUCCCCGUACGCGCACGACGGCGGGAAUUACAUCCACCCCUCCGCCAGCUCUCCGGUCUACGUCCCCACCACCAGAGUCCCGGCCAUGCUGCCCACGCUGCCCUACCUGCAGACCUGCGACUCGCCCCAUCAGUCCCACGGCCUCGGCGGACCCCACGGCUGGCCUCAGACCGCCACGGACGGCUCUUCCUUCACGGCCAGCAGCCCUCAUCCUUCUCACGGAUUCUCCUACUCGCACGGCUCGCCGGUCAGCACCAACACGGGCCGGGACGCCGCCUACCAGAGCCCGCUGGUGCUGGGAAACGGCGCCCGGGCGGAUCAGUACGGAGGCGCUCUGGUGCGCUCUGUUGGAGGCUCCUAUUCCAGCCCGUACGCGUACAUGAGCCCCGAGAUGGCGACGUCCUCCUGGACACCGGGACCCUUCGAGAGCGGAGUGAUCAACCUGCAGGGCCGGCAGGGCGGGCUGUCUGGGAGACGGUCCAGUCUGGACCUGAUGGACGACAUGCCCACCGAGGGCAGAGAGUGCGUCAACUGCGGCUCCGUGUCCACGCCGCUGUGGCGCAGAGACGGUACCGGACACUACCUGUGCAACGCCUGCGGACUUUACCACAAGAUGAACGGAAUCAACCGGCCGCUCAUCAAGCCGCAGAAACGACUGCAGACCACGUCCCGCCGGGCCGGACUCUGCUGCACCAACUGCCACACCAGCACCACCACGCUGUGGAGACGCAACGCCGAGGGGGAACCCGUGUGCAACGCCUGCGGCCUCUACAUGAAGCUACACGGGGUCCCCAGACCUCUGGCCAUGAAGAAGGAGAGCAUCCAGACCAGGAAGCGCAAACCCAAGAUGCCCAAGAAUAAAACGUCCACAGGAGCCAACACCUCCAACACCAGCUCUCCGACCUCACUGUCAGUCUCAGAACACGCUUCGACCAUAAAAAGCGAACCCAACAUGGCUCCAUCACCGUACGCCGGACAGACCGUCACAGCCGCCACCCGGACGGCCUCUCAGUUAGACAGCACAGGGUCGGCCCACGUGGACAUUAAAUACGAGGACUAUCCCUUUACCCCGACCUCCAUGGCCACGCAGAACUCCUGGUGCGCUCUGUCUCAAGCGUGA